Molecule: messenger RNA, 950 nt
Organism: Vitis vinifera (wine grape)
Lineage: Eukaryota; Viridiplantae; Streptophyta; Magnoliopsida; Vitales; Vitaceae
Product: trans-resveratrol di-O-methyltransferase
Biological process (GO): methylation
Molecular function (GO): O-methyltransferase activity; S-adenosylmethionine-dependent methyltransferase activity
Source: RefSeq, a predicted model, not a curated record
UGUGCUUACGCAUGCCUCUCGGCUUCUCCUAAAGGAUGACUCCUUGAGCGUAAGGCCCUUCUUGCUUGCCAUGCUCGACCCAACUUUAACUAAACCAUGGCAUUAUGUGAGUGCUUGUUCAAAAUGAUGAUCCCACUCCGUUUGACACUGCUCACGAGCGGACAUUAUGGGAUUACUGGCCAUGAACCUCAGCUCAACUAUUUCUUCAACGAAGCCAUGGCUAGUGAUGCUCGCUUAGUCACUAGCGUGCUGGUUAAGGAGGGCAAGGGCGUAUUUGAGGGGUUGAAUUCGUUAGUUGAUGUAGGGGGUGGCACGGGAACAGUGGCUAAGGCCAUUGCCAACGCUUUCCCACACUUGAAAUGCACUGUGUUAGAUCUCCCCCAUGUGGUUGCUGGCUUGCAAGGGAGCAAGAACUUGAACUACUUCGCAGGGGAUAUGUUUGAGGCCAUUCCUCCUGCAGAUGCAAUUUUACUCAAGUGGAUAUUGCAUGACUGGAGCGAUGAGGAAUGCGUGAAAAUACUAAAGCGAUGCAGGGAAGCAAUUCCGAGCAAGGAAAGGGGAGGAAAGGUGAUUAUCAUAGACAUGAUGGUGAAGAACCAGAAAGGAGACUGCAAGUCCAGGGAAACACAGCUGUUCUUCGAUAUGCUGAUGAUGGUUUUGGUCACGGGUAAAGAGAGGGAGGAGAAAGAAUGGGAGAAGCUAUUCUUGGAAGCUGGUUUCAGUCACUACAAGAUAACACCCAUUUUGGGUUUGAGGUCGCUCAUCGAGGUUUAUCCUUGAUGUUUUAAUUGCAGCUAAUAUGGAAAAUCUAAGGGGAUGGAAUUAAUAAAAUCUGCUGAAAAAGAUAAAAAUUAAUUAGGGUGGUUCUAUUCGGAUUAUUUGGGCAGAAGAAAUCUAUGUUGUAUGAAUUUCAGUUAUAAUAUUUGUCAAGCUAUGAAUUUCUUCAUACA